AUUGAAGUGAGUCAUCUCUAGGAAGUGUGGUAAAAAGGAAAAGAAAAAAAGUUAGAACUGUUCCGUGAACAGCAGAGAGCUCAGUUAGAGUGUGUGUAGUCGGCAAAGAGACGGAAAAUACUCAGAAGAUUAGCCAGGCAAUAGGCUUUAAAGCGAGUGUGAACCUGCGUGAGUCACUCUCUAACUACAGGUUCACUUGUCUCAGCUGGAUUUGACUGCUGAAGGUGUGCUACUGACUUUAGGUUCAAGUCCUCACCUGAGAGGAUCUGCGAUAGUGUGGUGUAGGUUUACCUGCGGCAGAAGAAAAAUACAAGCACAAUAGCCUUUACAAGCAGGAAGAACACGUUUAUUAGUACUCGUAAUACUUUGAGAUGCUUUAGGUGAGUGUAGUGAAGCAUAUUUGCACUUUUCUAUUUGCAAACUUUUUCUGGAUUCCACAAAUUAUCAGCGUCUCGAGUCAGAGGAUUUUUGGUGCCUUUUCGCAGCGAGGAUCUUAAAAAAAAGGAAAGGGUUUCAGCAGAGCUCAAACAGUCUACUGAAAUCUUCCUCUUUCCUGGAUCAUGUACCAGGACUACUCCGGGAACUACGACACCUCGUCCCGCGGCAGCAGCACAUCUCCGGCCCAGCCAGAGUCCUUCACAAGCGGCAGCAGCACGAUCGGGAGUCCGAUCUCUACCUCAAGCUACCAGGUAAAACUGGCACACCGAUACACCAUUAAUAAAUCAUUAUCCUAGAUUUUUUUUAUAUAUAUUUCUAGAGUGAAAACCCUCUUGUAAAAGCAGCUUAUCUUUUUGAAUAUUCAUCUGGGUUUAAAAAUACAUAUCUUGGUUCUCCGGCUACACGGAUGGCACUAAGGGCACAGCGCGUAUCGGUGACUGAAAAGAUGCCAGAUUACAUGUAUGCAGAGUGAAACAGACUUGAAUAGUGUUUCAUCUGUGAUUUCUAUCAUGUGUCAAGAAAUCCAACAAUCUGUCCUUAUCGUUAAACAAAAAUGUAAAGACAUCCCACAGGUUACACUGACACAUGUAAAGCAACCUGUGCCCUGAAGUGGAAGGGGGUCACAUUUAAAGGGAUUUGAACCUCAUUUCUCCCCCAUGUCACCUCGCAAAGCUGUAGUAUUUUUUGGUCUUUGCGUCUGUGGCACCGCGCUAGGGACGCAUUUUACGCGCAUGCAUUAUAAAGGCGAUAAACCCUUUAGGACGCCUACAUGACAUACCCUGAGCUAUUUACACAUUCCUGUAGUCUGGCUACAGAUUAAACCUUUAGUGGUAAAUGCAACAGGCAUGUACUGUUUGAUACCAGAAUUAGCACCAUGAUGAUAAGGUGAUGUUUAGUUUCACGGGUCUGCCAUUUCAAAUAUUUAAAAUUACAACAUAAAAAUGCAGAAUGUGCGGAGCUAAAGUUUGUUCUCAUGGAGGAGGUUAAGCUUAAUGGAUCAUCAGAUCUAUCAUAAGACUGGUGUCUGAUUUCCCAUUCGGCUCUCGCGCUUCACAUGGCUCAUUUCCUCCAGUGGGAAGCGGGCACAGACGGAGAGCGCAGAGCAAUCUCCGUCUGUCGCAACUCCUCGGGAAAAUGCCAUAAAGUGAAGCCGCUGCGCUCGAGACCGCCUAUAAACAAGAAUCUGUGCACUCGAUGUCCUCAAUUCACCAGAAGAUAGUGUUCCAGAAGUUCCUAUUAUGAUAUACAUUACUGUAGGCGUGCCAGGGGAGCGUUAUAAUGAGGACGCCUUGCCUGUAGAUGCACAAAUAAUAGGAUACAAAUCCGGGAAGAGGAAUGUUGUUUACCCGCUCCUUGUCUUGUGCUGGUGCACUUCUGUGGAAAAAUCCGCGUCAGGCUCACGCAACCUGACGGUAAACGACUUUUGGCCGGUGUCUAUCAUUGCUCUGGUUCCCUGUAAUCACACUCUGGUUGUCUGUUUCUUAUUACAGCGGGCUGGGACAUGACCUCAGGUUUAUUGAGAUCAAAACAAGGCAUUUAUUCUGCUUUUAUUAGACUAAAAGACCCAGAGUUUGAUCUGUUAGGCCGAGACUGGUUUGAAAAUGAAGCCAAACGACUCCACUAGUUAUCCUUACACUCAUGCACAUGCACACACAUUCUUUAAACGGGAAUUUAACGCCUCUAUAUUGACGCCAAAAAUAUAAUUCUGGUGAAGUGUUUGGCUUGUUACAGCUGGCUGCUUCCCUCUUUACUGGAACUGAGCGCGUUUCACAUGUGCUUAACAAAUCCCAUACACAAUGACUCACCAGAUAAACAAAGUUCCAAUGGACUGCCGGGAUAUCCGACGGAAAGUCGGGAAUAACGGGGAUAUGGGGACGUGCGUAAUUUACGCACACUGGCAGGCAGGCUUCCCGGCUCUCUGUGGACCCCAGGGACGUGCAGAAACACACAUCUGACAUCAGUUCCCACACUGGGAUCGUCACUUACAAAUGCCAAUCUUGAUUGGAAAUACGUGAAAAUAUGUAAUGUGGAGGAUCUGCAGAUUUCCAAGUCCUUGGUUUAAAAGGCUUGAAGUCAUAAUCUUGUCACUGGAUGAGAAUCACAGCAUACUGCAUCACAGCAGGGCUCUGAUAUUUCCAUAACUGCAGAAAUUUGCAUUAUUUUUUCUUUAAAUAUUUUUUUCAUCCAAGAAAGAUUGAAUUUAAUUAGUCAAAAACAAGAAAUAAUUUAUACCACUUGAAAAGCAUGCAGUAGAGCAGUUAUAAGAAGGAUGUUCCCUCUGUCAGCCCCACUUGAAGUACAUAUCCAAUCAGAGGGUAAAUAAUCUGUAUGUUUUACCGUCCUGCCAGUCCAGACGUGUCAAACACUUCCUCAGCUGUGUGUUUUGUCUCAUGGUUAUUGUAGUAAAGCGAGAUACACUGGACACCCUGGGCUUUCCCAUGAUUCACAGCAUGUGUCACUGUUCCACUCCAGGGGUUACAUACACACUGUUUUGCCUAUGUGAACUGAAUCAUUACUAUAAGCUCAAAAUGUGGAAAAAUGUGUGAAUUUGAUAAAGGUGGGCGGUGGUGUGUGCGCGUGUGUGUGUUUCUGCAAUUGUGCUGACAGCAAACGGAGGCAGAGCUCAUGAUGCUGACAGGAUUAAUCUGCAGACAUUCAUCCAUUCCCUCACAACUCUUCUCCUCAAAGUCAUCACAUUUCUCUCUUGGCUUCUCUUCCUUUCCAGAAGUACAGGGUUGACAUGCCCGGCUCCAACAGUGCCUUCAUACCCACCAUCAAUGCAAUCACAACCAGCCAAGACCUGCAGUGGAUGGUCCAGCCCACCGUCAUCACCUCAAUGUCGAACCCAUACUCCCGCUCUCACCCGUACGGCCAUCACCUGACCAAUGGCCCCGGGCUGCUGGGACACAACACGCUGGCUCGGCCAGGGGUCAUCCGCUCCAUCGGGGAUGCCAGGGGCCGGCGCAAGAGGGACGAACAGGUGAGGUUAAACAACACCCACCUGAGCAAAAAACAAAUUAUUUUGAUAUUUUUCAACCAACAAAGCUGCAUUUUAAUGGAUGGACAGAAAAUUAAAUGAGGUUUCUUCUGAAAUGAGGCAAAAAAAAGUCUUUUCAUUUGAGUAGAAAUCUGGAAACAAUCAUCUCAAGCAUGUCCGUCAGUUUAUUUUAUUGUGCCAGAAAAUGCCUCACAUUUUUGUUGUUGUUCUCCUGCAGCCAGCCAGUACCAAGCUUUUGUUUAUACUAUUGCCCUUGAUUAUAUUUGCCUGGUAAAUGUCUCAUUUUAUCCCUCCUGUUCCUGUCUCUUUUUUUUAACCCUCAGCUUACACCAGAAGAAGAGGAGAAAAGGAGAGUAAGGCGUGAGAGGAAUAAGUUAGCCGCCGCCAAAUGCCGCAACCGCAGGCGAGAGCUCACAGAGAUGCUGCAAGGGGUGAGUCUAAAAAACCUGAAACCACUGCCGACAGAUCGAGAUCUGUUUACUUUAAAAUAACACAAAAAUCAGAGCUAGUCCUGGAGCAUCAUGUUCCUCUUAUGCGGCCAACCAGCGCUUCCUGUUUUGGACUCAAAUGUGCAGGGCUUUGAGAGUCAAAACUGCAACCAAAAAAAAAAAAAAAAAAACAGAGAUAGAAAAAGAAAAGAUGUUGCACAAGAAGGAAAACUAAGUCAUUCUUCUUCAGAAGUCAGAAGUCUGGCUUAAGUCCAGAUUUUUCGCUGAGUGAUUGAACUCCACACCUAAAUUUACAACCUCACAUUACUGGUUCCACUCUUGCUGCGUCUCUGAGUGCAAGGUCUGAGUGACGAGCUGACAGGCGAUGAAAAGCUUUUUGUCUCAGGCAGCUGUAGACAGAGGUAGGGCUGUCUGCAGCGGCCUUGCCUGGCAGACAGUAACAGCAGCUAAAUGGACUAAUUAGCCGAAUUACAGUGAGGUUGAGCUUGUCAGGCCUUAAAAAACCCCCAGGAAUGGAAUUUGCUGUAGGCAGCUGUCUCCAUGAAUGCGGGACAUUUGGUAAAAAGGGGCCAAUUGCUUGUCUCACAAUCCUACAGAGGAACACACUGCACACACGCUCACACAUAGAUACACACAGACACACAUCACAGCCUUUCCUUCCAGAGAAAAAUUUAAAAAAAGGGCGGCUUAUAUCUUCACACGCCUGUUUUCAAAACCCGAAAUAAGGAAGUGUCACUUUCCAGUGAAAGAAGGAGCAAUAUUCCUGCAAUGUGUCCUCUUUGAUCAAACGAUAAUGCCUCGGCUCCUUGUGUGCUACUUCCUCAUACCUUUGCCCGUGAGUCAAAGUUCUCAGACAGCAUGUCAGCUUAUCUGUGAUGUCUACGGCUGACAAUCGGCUUUUAUGGGAUCUGCUUUUGUCCUCUAAUGUGAUGCAUUAAUGACACACCACACGCAAACUAUGCAGACUCAUUUAGUGAAACUCAGAUCGAAGCAGAAGGCUUUUCGUUUACAAGCUGUGAAUCCAACCGCCUCAUGACUGCUAUGUUUGACUUACUGUGUCGUUUCUAUGUUAUGUAGCAAACAAACACUGCCCUCUUUUGGAGCUCAAGGAAAACAAACAAACUGAGCUCCUUCAUUAGAGAUUCUGGCUUCAUCCAAACUUAAAGAUAUUUAAAAAAAACUAACGCUGUGAUGUGUUUUCUUUAUAAGGAUAUAAAAAAAAAUAUUAGUGCUGAGCCUUAUAUGUACACACAUGAAAUUAAAAGUCAAAGUCUGCUUUUCCUGACACUCAGCUCAGCUCUUUACCAGCAUAUCUGACUCUAGAUCUGAAAAUAAGUAUAUUCUGUACCAUGACCCUGUUCAACGUUGUUCUAUCUAUAAGAAUUGUGGUAAAUAAACAAAUAUUAAAAAGUGCUUACAAACUCAAAUAUCUCCAUUUCUAUUGUCUGUCUGGUGUUUGUCAUGUUUUAAACAUUACCCAUGUUUGCAAAAGCAUUUUUUUAAAUCAUUAGUUAAUGUGAGGGGAGCUGACAGCUGGCGGCACCACAAUAUUCAGGCUGCUGCCUGAGAGGUCAGAGUGAGAAAACACUGAUUAUAUGCAUCAGAUCAUUUUCUAAUUUAUUGCAAAUGCUCCAAUUGAGAUUUCUUAUUUACCAUGCAGCCCCACCACAAGCUGAGAAUGAACUGCAGUAAUUUGAGUCUGGAUGUCUGCACUGCAAAAAAAAAAACUCGAAACCAAGCACACAUUUCUGUCAAAAUUUUUGUUAGAAAAUGUAAUCUGAAAGACUUCAUAUAAACUGCGCUCACCAGACAAAUAAUAAAAAAAAUCACUUAUUUCAGGAUGUUUUGAGCAAAAAGGGGUUUGACUUAAGAUACUAACCGCAGAUUUUUCCCUCCAUGGGAAUUGGGGUCUUUUUUGGUACACCAUGUCUUAAACGAAGAAAUCUACCUGAGCGUGUCAGGUUACUGAGUCUGCACUGCAAAAACUUCAGUCUUUGUUCUUGUCUCAUUUCUUGUAAAUAAUCGCUGUAAUUUAAGCCAUAUUCAUGUGACAAGUCCAAAAGAAAAAUACCCUAAUUAGAGAUAUUUAGCCCCAAACAAUAAGAUGUGAAUUCCUUAAAAUGAGUAAAAUGUGAAACCUGAACUCCUAUUUGAAGAAAUGUCUCAGGUAAAUUUUCUCUAUUCCAUCGACAGAUUUUUGUACUCUUGAUAUAAAUAAUCCAGGUCUUAUUUUUGGCGUGUGAUAACUUAAAAUGAGAUUUUUGGGGGUAAUAGUGGCUUUAAUUUGUCUACUGAGUUAUUUUAACCAGAAACAAGACAAAAAUGUUUAAAUUUGUGUUUCUGCAGUGACGUCUCUCUAUCCUAACUCAUUUCAUGGGGUCUUAUUGAACCCCAGUUAUCCCCUAAAAGUGAUUUAAUAGAUUAACCAAAAAGUCUGCUGUUGCUAAAAUAAUUCUCAGGAUUAUUUUUACAGUAAAAAGUGGCAAAAUUUAACAUUGAAGAACAAAUGGCUUCAGUCUAUGCAGCUGUAUCCCUUUCCUUGUUUUCUUAUUGUUUUUACUCCUCUAGUUUGUUCAACAGUGAGUCUUUGUUUUGCAGUUUAAUGUCACCAUUCUAAUACAGACGAAUGAUGGUUUAUUAUUUGUUUAAAAUUGUGUGAUGGUUUGAGAUUAUAAAGUGAAGAAUUAUAUAAAAAGUAAAGCAGUCAAAUAUUCAAAGACCAAAUCCAGUAGAAUAAAUGCUAAACCAUGCUGCCUGUUUCUCCUUACAGGAGACUGAGAAGCUGGAGGAGGAGAAGGCCGACCUGCAGAAGGAGAUCGAGAGCCUGCAGAAGGAGAAAGACAAGCUGGAGUUCAUGCUGGUCGCCCACAAUCCCGUGUGCAAGCUCCCCAUGGACGAGCGCCACCAGCCAUCCGGGCACCAGCAGCACCACCAGCAGCCGCAGUGCGCCCCUCUCCCCUUGACCAUGCGCCCCACCAUGGCCCCCCGUGCCCAGAUGAGCCAGGUGGUGGUGAAGCAGGAGCCGGAGGACGAUGUAGACAUGAAUAAGCAGCGCUCCGUCAUCAAACCAAUCUGCCUAGGCGGAGGCGGUGGGAUCAGCGUUGGGAUGUACUGCACAGAUGGAGACAGCCUGAACACACCGGUGGUGGCGGCAUCCACCCCGGCUGCCACGCCCAACGCCCCCAACCUCAUAUUCACCUACCCAAGCAUGCUGGAGCCCGACAGCCCCUCACCCUCCUCUGAGUCCUGCUCCAAGGCCCACCGGCGCAGCAGCAGCAGCGGGGACCAGUCCUCAGACUCCCUCAACUCGCCCACCCUCCUCGCCCUCUGAGCGCGGCUCUGCUCGGCUGAGAAACAAACACUGUGGCUGAAGGCAUCACGAGGAUCAACCGCGCCCUCCCUCCCCCUCCCUCCCUCCCUCCCUUCCAGUGUCUUUAAAAGACUUAAGAGCAACAACAGUCCAGACCAAGCUGACCGUGUGAGCCGUUCCCCCUCCACAGGGAGACCCACAAGGGCUACGCCAUGUGUUUCUUCUUGUUCUGCUUCAUUGUACAAGUUUCUUUUUUUUUUGUAAAAGUGUGUGCACCGAUCCUACAAAGUGUCACGCCUUCGCCAUUUCAACUCCAGAGAGUCAACUUGUUUACUGAGCAGAUGAUUCUGAAGAGAAGUUUUUGCCCAAAUCUGGCAAAUUGUGAGUUGAUGUGACUGACUACAACUAGAGAGCGUGUUCUUAAUAUAUAUAUUUUUCAAAAAUGUUUAAAAGCCAUGCGGCCAACACUUGCACUCCGCCAAGAUGAAUCAAUAAAUCACUAAACGAGGUCAGCGUUCGACUGGAAUACCCCACAAGAGAAAGAGACACUGAGCGAAGACUUCCUCUUGGCGUUUUUUCCUUUUAGGUUUUGGACCUUGAUUCAGGAACCGUUACUACGAGUGUGUACACAUUUCUGACGCUAUUUCCAUCUCUUUAAUUGUAUUUAUGGCCUGUGCUGAUGAAAUUUUAUAAAGUGUUUUGUUGACGACAUUGUCUUCUCCUUUAUCUGCCUGUAGAAAAGCAAAAUGGUCGUCCUCACAGGGCGGCCGAAGCACUCCUCAGUGUUGCAAAGGAUACGAGCCAACUUUCAAUCGAUGACUAGUUCCUCAAUACUCUAUACCUUCUAUUUUUGCCAUAGUGGCUUGACUUUACAGUAGUAUUGGUGUGCUUUUCCUCAGUGAUUCUGUACCUGAACUUUACAACCUGUUUAUGACAAAGUGUAUGUGAUUUACAUUGAUGUCAGGGAUAUCUCUCAUGUGUAGUAGAACCCCCAUCGUGAAGAGCGUUUCAAGACUGCCGGCUGUCGGAUGGUCUAGCCAAAGUGUUGCAGACCUGGUACUGAAGGUCGUCGCUUUAUUGUGUCACUUAAAGAAGGUUUUGUCUUGCUUUUUUUUUUUUUCUUCGGCGCAGAUGAUGUAAAAGUUUGACCAAACUCCUCCUGACACUGGAUUCUGUUCUUUGUUUUUAUAUAAAUAAAGGUCUAACCUUUUUCAACACUGCCUCUCAGGGCAGGUCAGGUUUCAAAAAAGCCAAAAAGGGUUCGUGUGACACAUGUUAUCCUGUAAUUUGUUCGUCUUUGUCUAAAAGGAGGGAAUUUGCUCAAAUUUGAAAAAGCCACUGUGGUCUAGACUGUCGCCAGCUGCCAAUGAUGUCAAGCUUGUUUCUACUGUGUUUUGUAAAUCUGUCACUUUUAGUAAAGAAACAUUCAAAUUCAACUCAGAUGUGCUGAUUUAUGGUUGUAUGAACAUUCGCCGACACUAUGGUACUCAGUGUAAGGAUGACUUUUAAACACAGACAAAGUUCACUUUUCGAUGAUAAGGAAGGGAAAACUCUCAACAGCUGGCCUGACGUGAAAGAGGGGACAUGUUGAGGAUAUUUCUGAGGUUCUAUGAAGCACUUCUGCAUUAUUUUUACAAGUGUGUAACUUAAAGGGAUGAGGGUUUUCAAUACUGUGCACUGAGAGGGACAAAAGCGAUAUCUGGGAGUUUUUUUUUGUUUGUUUGUUUUGUUUACUUCAAACAUUCCUAACAAAUAUAAUGUUGGGGGGAAAUGUUAAAGAAAUAAAAGUUCUUAUUGGAAGACUUUUUGUUUUGCUGGAUGCAGAAAAAAAAUAACGGACUUGCAACUCAAUACAAGCUGCUGCUACUUUGGACAGAACACGUCGGCUGUUUCUGGGGAGAGGAUGUCGGGUUUAACAUCAAGGGUUGUGGUUUUGUCUGGAUGCAAUAGGAAAUAUUUCAUCCACACAUUAAAGAAGUGACCAAAAACAAAACUGUGGGCGAAUCUGACAUGUCUGUAUGUUGAAAAUAAAGUGAAGCCCCUCGACACACAUAGGAAAGCCAUUGACUGUAGAUCUUCUGCUGUACAUGUCAUCUACUGUCUGUCGCCUGUUUUCAACUAUUACUUCUUUUCCAAAUGCUUUAACUGUUUAAAAUGAUUCAAAAUGAAUAAAAAACAGCAAUAUGUAUAGCAGUGUUUGUUAAUUUAAAUGAGUAAUAAUAAAAGAAAAUCAUUUUCAACCCGAUUCUGUUGUACGUCUUUCAUGGGAAUACACAAACCUGAUUUUAUCAGACUGAAGUUCGGAGUGAUAUAAACCCUUUACCUUUAUUAUCCGAAAAUAAGGUGUCUGUUUUAGGGCCCUGGCCCUGACCCUGUAUAAGCAGCAAAUAAGUAGGUACUUUUGAUAAAAGCUGUGAAGCCCAGAUAAUAAGAACUUUUGAAAAUAUAAAUGAUAAAAAAAGACAGUAUUCAAUACAGUCAGAUAGAUUCAAUAAUCACCCAAAGCCCUUGAAGCAGUGCUUCAGUUUGACAUAAUCAGAGAUGAAAUGUACUUCACUGCCAAACUCAAACACCAACCAAUUUUAAAAUGCAUCCUCCUCUACGAUAAAGCAGUAACUUUUUACAGUGUAAAUCACAUGUGGAGCAGUUGAUAAGAAAAAAAAAGUAAAUAUAAUAAAUCCUCCAUCAUUAAAGCUGUUCUCAUUACUUUAUACCAUUAACAAAAUAGGAGCUGAUAGAUUUAAAUGAACAUUCAAGAUGAUGCUCAUGGUGCUGAUGGAAAGCUUUACACAGAAGUGUCUGUUAUCAGCCCUCAUAAUUAUAAAUAGACCCUUUUUAUGAGAGUUGAAAAAAGAGAGUUUAUUAUCAUGUGUGUCAAAUAAACUCAUAUGCAGCUUUAGCACUAUAGCAUUAUAUGAUUUUUGCCCUUUUGUCUUGUUUAACAGUUUUGUGUAAGAAUCAGAAGUAAUCCAUUUAACCUUAGGGGGGACCAGGUUGCUUUUAUAUGCAUCAUUACAGACUUAAAAUAAUAUAGAGUCAUAUCAAAAUAAUAAAAAAAUAAAAUUCAAUGAAAUUAAGCACAAAAAGUGCAGAAAGGUUAGAAAGUAAAGCUGUGAACACAAAGCGCAGCGUGUGGCGUUGAACAGUGUGGGCUCAGGUCUCUCAGUGUGGUAUAUCACUGCAAACUGCACUUAUUCGGUCAAUUAGAGAAAGAACAGUUCAAUCCCUUUUAUAAAUAUAUAAUCAAUAAUAUACCUCAUUUUUCAACACACCACCUGUUCAUUACAAAGUCAAAUUUACACCAUUAAUCCUUUAGCUCCUAUUACAGAUAAAAAGUGGAGUUAGAUUCAGUCUUGAUGCUCAUUAAGUCCUCUAAAUUAAAGACUGAAUUACUGAAGGACUUUCUAAUAAAACGUUCAGGCUGUGCAGUGCAGUCGACUUAAACGCUGACCUUUACUAAUGACCGCUGAGAAGUAUUAAAUCUGAACACAACCCCUCAAACCCCGUUAGAUAAAAGGAAACACAGCAAUAGAUGUUACCUGUUUCUGAUUUGAUCAAAAUCGCCCACUCUGAACUGACAAACUCGGAGUUUUAAAGGCCUGACGUGUUGAAGUGGACUGAGCUUGUUCAAAUCGUAAGUGCGUACUGCCCCCACAUGGUCAGGAAGGGGAAUUACAACACCAGGGAGUCGAAGCGUUUGAUUGGCUCCUCAUAUUGUAAAAGUAUACUUGAUGUCAUGUACAGCAAGGAAGCUAUCAUAUUGUAAUUAAAUAUUAUAUAAUAUAAUAAAGUUCAAGAUGAUAUAAUUUUCAACACAUGAUAAAUUUAGAUAUUACAAAUAUAAGAAACAAUAUAAACAGAUGAUACAAUGCAAAACAUGAAAUAUAUAUCAUGAUAUAAAAUGAUAUAAAAUGAUGCAAUAGAAUAUAAAACUAAUAUAUAAAACUAAUACAAUUUCAAAUAAGAUACUUUGAUAUAGUAUAUCAUUAGAAAUUAUGAUGUACUUAGUGUAAAAUUAGAAAUAACAGUAUUUUUAUAUAAUCAAUUAUGUUAUAUAACAAAAUAUAAUGCUCUAUAAUUUAAGAAAUAAUUUCAAUAAUUUCAAAGAUGUACAAUACAUUAUGGUAUGUAAUAAAGUGUAAUUUCAUAAUAUAUUAUCAUAGUAUGUAUUUUCUUGUAAUAUAAUAUAACAAUAUUACAUUAUAUUAUAUUAUAUUACACUGUAUUUACUUGAUUAAAUCCAGGUAGAGCCUUUUUUUUUGCCAGGCAGUGCAUGAUACUGUAUAAUAUUAUGUGAAAUAUGUGGUCCAAAAUAUGACACAUAAACAAAAAGAUGGAAAAUUAGACUAAAUGUAAAGAUAAAGAAUACAUUUUUCGGAAAGACUUGAACAACCCAACAGUAACAUCUAUAACAACUGAUAAUCCUUUUAUUUUGGGUUGGAUAAAUAAGAACCUGAGAGGGAGAGAAACAGUUUUAAAACUUUGGUGAAACGGAAAUAACUCCAGAUCUGAAGCCAACUCAAAGAGCAAACUUUUGACCAGAGGUUCCCUAAAGGAGGGUUAAGACACACUGAUAGAGGGGUCACUAGAUGCCUUCCCAAGAAUACAUAACAUUUUCACACUUGGAAAUACAGAUUUUAUCUGUUUUCUUAAAAGUCAUAAUAAAUGUUGUAGGUAAAGCAGUCAUUUUUCUGCUUUUCUUUGUUGCCCUAUAAACUCUAUAAAUCCCGAUGAUUGCUGAUUCAGAAAGUAUCAGUUGCAUCAGCUGAUUUACAGCCUCAUAGGCAACACAACAGCAUGUUGAUGCAAAGUGAAUCUAACUUAAGCAAGCUACUCUCUGAGGUUGGAUAAAAAGCACUGAACAUCUCAGAUGAAGUGUGUUACAUUCCUGCAAACCUGCUGAGUGGAAAAUGAAGCUGACCCUCUGUUUCUCCUUCAUACGGCUCACUGUGUUGACUCUUGGUGAGGCUGUUUUAAGAGCUGGAGCAGUCAUCGUGUUGAUUCAGGAGAGGAUCAAACAAACAGAGAUGCUCCCCUGCAGCCUGCUCUCUGCUCAGUUUCAUCUCUGCAGAAACAGACUCAUUCAGAGACUUUAUAACAUUACUUCCUCCAUCUGUGAUCACUUUCUAUUAAACAUUUUUGAGGCACAUUUAUUUAUGUCUUUAUCGAAAGGAUUUGUCUGGUCUCUCCUCAAACCCGAUCCCUCUGCAGUGUUCAGGUUCAGUUUUCCACGUUGAGACUUAUGCUAAGUGAUAAAAUUGUACUGAGGAUAUGAUUGUAUCUCUGAGACAGGAUCCUGAAGCUAUCGAUGGUGGAAAUUUAAGCACUUUUCAUGAAAUCAAACUCUGAGUUUCUUGGGUGUUUCAGGCUGAGUCAGAUGGUUUGCACAGACAUCCUGUAAUCUGAUAGUAACAGUGAAUGAGCUUCCUAUGCAGAGACAAUGGUGUUAAUAGAUGCAGUUUUGUUCUUUGUGUUACAUUACAUUACAUUAGUGGUGUUAUGAUAGGAACACAUACAGGGACCACAUAGUGUCACCCUACACACUUACACACUAUGAAAAUCAAUAAAAAAAAUAACUAUAAUAUUAUUUUAUCAUAAGUAUAAUAUUAUAACAACUAAUAAUUCAACCUUAACUAAUGAUAAUAACUAUAAUUAUCAUAUAAUGUAUAAAAACUAUAAUAUUAUUUUCAACUUUUGACCGAAAAUGUCAUGUUUUUUUAAACUCAGAAUUUAACCCUAUAGUCUCAUAAUUAUACCUAACUGUGAUUUUUUAUCUCAUAUUAUUACUGACUCCUCAAAUCUGGACUUACAUAAUAGUAAAUGUUUGCUUACAUCUUACCCUUUUCCUCAUGAUUCUCUCUCUGAAUCUUAUUACCACAACUUGAUACCUCAUAAUUUUAACUUUUAUUAAACAUUUAAGGUUUGUUCAUCCAGGUACCAUCCAUUUCUAAUUUUUUGAUAGAUUGGAGCAUCUUUCUCACACCUCUCAGUCUGUUAUUAAUUCUGGUGUCUAUAUGUUUUCAUUUUAGGGUUCCUUCGAGCCUUUCCUUAUGUUUUAGCAAGACCUUCAGAAUAUGCUGAUACAUACCUAAAGGGAUAUUCUGGAGUAAAUUUAAGUUAUGUUCAAACACACCAUAACACAGCGUUAGACACCCCCUCGAGAGAUGAAUGUUGCCGACUGCCUGCUUCUCUAGUUAUACCAAUUUAGUAACAACCACACGAAAGCAAUACACAGCAGGCUAUGUCUCCACGUGCAAACCUCAACCAAAAC
This is a messenger RNA of Xyrichtys novacula (pearly razorfish), 13466 nucleotides long. The record is from the annotation of a GenBank genome assembly. Lineage: Eukaryota; Metazoa; Chordata; Actinopteri; Labriformes; Labridae.